CAGAAUUUCAAAGCCGAAGUAAGGCGUGAAACUUGUGAUAAGAUUUCGGAAUGACCCUCCUUCAGGUCUUUUUAGUCUUUCCAUAUUUGAAGUAUGCAAUCAAGCUUAAGCAAGGGAAACCGCUUGCUUUCGUGUACUUGUGGCUGUGGUGGAGCACUUGUGCUCAUGUUAAUGCAGCAAACAACAGUUUAAGGCCUGGUGAUACACUGCACCACACAGAGAAACCAACACUAUACUCUAAAAACGCCAAAUAUUAUUUAAUUUUUAGUAGAACUACUAGUGAUGAGAACAAUUACUUGGUUAUAUGCAAUGCAAAUAAGGAUGCUGAAGUUUGGAUGAGUGAUACAACCCAACCUGUUGACCUAGAUUCUGCAGUUUUAUCACUUAACCACUCUGGUGUGCUGAAAAUAGAAUCUCAACGUGGGAAACCAAUAAUCCUCUAUUCUCCACCUCACCCUAUCAACAACACUGUGGCCACGUUGUUGGACACAGGAAACUUUGUGCUUCAACAACUUCACCCAAAUGGGUCUACAAUGAGUGUGUUGUGGCAGAGUUUUGAUUAUCCAUGUGACACUUUGGUUCCUACCAUGAAGUUAGGGUUUAAUCACAAAACAGGCCAUCAUUGGUUCCUGGUUUCGUGGUUUACUAAGUCACUUGCGACUCCAGGUGCCUUUAGCCUCGAAUGGGAACCAAUGGCGCAAGAGUUGAUCAUCAAGAGACGAGGAAAAGUUUGUUGGCGAAGUGGGAAACUGAGGAACAAUAGGUUUGAGCACAUUUCAGAAGAUGCACAACGCACGUUGAGGUACACCGUUGUGUCCAAUUCCAAUGAAGACUCAUUCUCUUUCACAACUACGAAUGAAGAUGGUACACUGUGGUGGUGGCUAACGGAUAUGGGGGAGUUAGCUAAUGAUAAAGUGUAUGUUGCAAGGGCUGAUAUGUGUUUUGGGUACAACAACUCUGAUGGAGGGUGCCAAAGGUGGGAGGAUAUACCUAAGUGUAGGAACCGUGGUGAUGUGUUUCGGAUAAAGACUGGUUACGUGAGUUACCAAAAUGCAACCUCGGAGCAGAAUACAAGUUAUGGUUACAGUGAUUGCGAGGCCAGUUGCUGGAGCAAUUGUACUUGUGCUGGAUUCAGAAAAUUUUAUCGUAAUGGAACUGGAUGUUAUUUCUUUCACUGGAUUAAUUCAUCGGAAAAUUAUGCUUUAGACAGUAAUGGUGAAAACUUUUACUUACUGGAGAACAUAUUAACUCGUGAUCAGCAUAAGGGUACAAAAAAGUGGACAUGGAUAGGUGCAGUAAUAGCAACUGCUGUAGCCAUAAUUUGCUUACUCAUUAUGUGCCUAGCCAUAAAAAAACGAAAAUAUAUGCUUCAAGGGAAGAAAAGCAAAGGAAUGGUGAUGAAGAUGUUACGUUUAGCAACCUGCAAUCGGUCAUCUGGUAUGGAAGAUUUUGAAAUUGAUUUAAAAAAGGGAAACAACUUAAAAGUGUUUAAGUAUACAUCAGUAAUGAUGGCAACACAUGGAUUUUCAUCUGAAAAUAAGUUAGGACAAGGUGGUUAUGGACCUGUUUAUAAGGGAAUUUUAACAACGGGUCAAGAAGUUGCUGUGAAAAGGCUUUCUAAAACUUCUCGACAAGGAAUUCUUGAAUUUAAAAAUGAAUUAACACUCAUAUGUGAACUUCAGCACAUGAAUCUUGUACAACUACUUGGUUGUUGCAUUGAAAAAGAAGAGAGGAUUUUAAUUUAUGAGUAUAUGCCAAACAAGAGCUUGGAUUUCUAUCUAUUCGAUCGUACUAGAAGCAAAUUGUUAAAUUGGAAGAAGCGUUUCAACAUAAUAGAAGGAAUUUCUCAAGGAUUACUCUAUCUUCAUAAGUACUCGAGACUCAAAGUCAUUCAUAGAGACUUGAAAACUAGUAACAUUCUUCUUGAUGAAAAUAUGAAUGCAAAAAUUUCAGAUUUUGGAAUUGCAAGAAUGUUCACUCAACAAGAAUCUGUAUCAAAUACCAAUAGAAUUGUUGGGACAUAUGGUUACAUGUCUCCAGAAUAUGCCAUGGAAGGAGUUUUCUCUACAAAGUCUGAUGUUUACAGCUUUGGAGUGUUGCUACUUGAAAUUGUUAGUGGAAGAAGAAACAAUAGCUUUUAUGAUGAUGAUCAUCCAUCAAAUCUAAUAGGACAUGCAUGGGAGUUAUGGAAUGAUGGCUUAUGUCUACAAUUAUUGGAUGCAUCACUAAAUGAGUCAUUUGAGCAUGAUGAAGUGCAAAGAUGCAUUCAUGUUGGUUUGUUGUGCGUUGAACAAAGUGCAAAUGAUCGACCCACAAUGUCUGACAUUAUAACAAUGUUGACAAACAAGAGUGCAAUAGUUUCCUUACCUCAAAGACCAGCAUUCUAUGUCGGAGGAGAGAUCUUUGAUGAAAAAUCAUCUUCUAAAGAGUUGUGCACUACUUCUACAAUAGAAGUUACUACUUCCAUGAAAGUAGAAUCUAACUGAAUAAUUCAAAAAAAAAUCUCCAUGUUGAAUUUAUUUUGAUGUCUAAAGUGU
Messenger RNA from Cajanus cajan (pigeon pea), 2537 nucleotides. Lineage: Eukaryota; Viridiplantae; Streptophyta; Magnoliopsida; Fabales; Fabaceae. The record is from RefSeq and is a predicted model, not a curated record.